Nicotiana attenuata is the source of this 1051-nucleotide messenger RNA. RefSeq lists its product as uncharacterized. Bases 103 to 759 code for a protein of 218 amino acids. Gene Ontology annotation, molecular function: protein binding. Lineage: Eukaryota; Viridiplantae; Streptophyta; Magnoliopsida; Solanales; Solanaceae. The transcript is spliced from 2 exons. The record is from RefSeq and is a predicted model, not a curated record.
GAAGAGCAAUCGACAAAAAAGCUUAUUCAAAGCCAUUUUCAUACCUCUCUAGUCUCUUCCAAAUUAUCUAAAGAAACAACCAGAGGACCCAUUCCAAAUAGAAUGGUUGGUCCAUCCAUUAACUCCCGUAACGUUCCUCUUAAAUUCCUUUGUAGUUAUGGUGGCAAGAUUAUCCCCCGUCACACCGAUGGUAAACUCCGUUACUAUGGUGGUGAAAGUCGUGUCCUCUCCGUUCAUCCUUGCAUUUCUUUUGCAGAGCUAAUGGUGAAGCUAGGGGAGAUGUGUGGAGCAUCAGUGAGUUUAAGGUGUCAAUUGCCAAAUGAAGAUUUAGAUGCUCUUGUGUCUAUCACAUGUGAUGAAGAUCUAGCCAAUCUCAUUGAAGAAUAUGAUCAUGCUUCAACUCUCAAGAUCAGAGCCUUUUUGUUACCACCCAAAUCUACUAAACUAAAACUUGUAUCUUCUCCACCUUCCAUUUCUUCCACCUCAUCCACCACCACCACUAUUAGCAAUCAUGAUGCCACGUCACCGGACUCAUCAUUUUCUUCCACAGCUACUACUGUCAACUCAUCAAAAUAUCGUAAUUGUCCAAGAUCAUAUAAAGAAACAUCAUAUUCGUGCGUCCGUCAUACUAGAACAAGAUCAUUACCGGUGAUGUGUCACGAGAAAGUUGCCGGAAAAAUUCCUCAGUAUGCUUACCAUGGUCAUGAGAAUAAUAGUGGCCAUAUUUACUUGAGUCACCAUGGCCACCACUGGCAAUAAGAGCAACUAUUUUCCGAGGACAAGGGAGAGCAAAUUGGAUUACUCGGAACAUAUUUAUAAAGAAAAAUAAAAAAGAAAACCCCAUCAAAAAAAAAAAAAAAAAAAAAAAAAAUAGAAGAUGGAAGAACAUAUAAUACUCUAUAUUUGAUGUAAGAAGAGUGUAUGUCAUUAACAGGAUUGGAAUAAUUUUUUUGUGUCAAUCCGUUCUUAGCAAAUUCAAUAGAAAUAUAAAUAAGUCCCAAUUUUUUGAUAAUUCGCCAUUGAUAUAGUACUGUGUACCGUGGAUUAAUUA